Molecule: messenger RNA, 1210 nt
Organism: Epinephelus lanceolatus (giant grouper)
Lineage: Eukaryota; Metazoa; Chordata; Actinopteri; Perciformes; Serranidae
Gene: mrpl30
Product: mitochondrial ribosomal protein L30
Biological process (GO): translation
Cellular component (GO): large ribosomal subunit; mitochondrion
Molecular function (GO): structural constituent of ribosome
Source: RefSeq, a predicted model, not a curated record
UUUACACAUCUAUGGAGGAGACAAAACUGUCAUGGCCUCAACGUGACAGUCUGUUUGCAGUCGUUUUCCAGCUCUUGAAUUAAUGUUAAUCGUGUAAAUUUGGUGACUAUGAUAUAAAUAUUGUGUUUUUAUCAAUAACGUUAAGUUACGUCUGAUCCACGCGCUUGUUUAGCGGUUAUUGGGGCCGGAAGUUAACGAUAACCUUGGCGUGCAUGAGUGUAGUUUUUGUAACUGGUGCCCGUUAACGGUAACUCUACCAAAAAUAUAAAACAUGUCGGGUGUCUGUCGCAGUUUGAGCUCUUUAUCAGGCACGAUCCUGACAGCUGCCACACGUUUGCCACCCUGCCCGUGGUUUGUGCCAGCACGCAGCAAAUUUCGCAAAGCAAGAAUCCCAAACGAGCUUUUUGUGGAGAGAUCAAAAGAACAUGAGAAAUACGGGGGAGAUCCCGAACAGCCUCACAAACUGCACAUAGUGACACGAGUGAAAAGUACAAUGAGAAGACCGUACUGGGAGAAGGAGAUAGUGAAACACUUUGGGCUUGAAAAGUCACACGUACCUGUAAUCCACAAAAACACACCUGCAGUUAACAGCCAGCUGAAAUUCAUCAAGCACCUUAUAAGAGUUCAGCCACUGAAGAUGCCCUAUGGAGUCCCUGCUGAAGAGGACAUGGCUGACACCUACAUCAACAGCAAAGGAGAGCUGAUUGUCCGUCGCCUGCUCAAACCUGUAGACCCCAAAGCUAUUGAAUCCUAGCUGCGCUUUCAAUCAUGUUCAGUUGUCCAUAGCUUCCUGUUCUGACUCCACCACACUGAGAAAAUGUCGUGGCUCUCGCUGGACUUAAACCUGAUGCGAAGUGUUCUGACUUACGGGACUUUAGACUCCAAGUGAAUGUGAGAAAUGUUGUCAUCAAACUCUAUUACAAGUCCCUCAGCAAACCAGGAGCCUCUUUCAUGAAGCAGGAAUACUAAGAAUUACCAACUUAUCUCAGUAACUUUCCUGAGUGAAAAACACAUUGUUUUCCAGGUCUGAAUAGGUUCUGGGGUUACUCUGAAAAGUUAUCCAGGCAUGUUGGUUUGUUUCAUCUCCUUAUCAAUAAAUGGCAACGUAUCAGUCACACAUACAGCUGUUACGAUUGAAAACAUUACAUUACAUUCUCUGUCUAACACAACUUGUAAAAACUCAGUAAAUUAAAGACCUUUUGAAAUUGAA